UCUAUUGGGAAGGCAGGUAACUAAUAGAAUACCUGUGGGUCGAUUUUCCGUGCGUCAACAGCACGUCCCGUAGCUCGGCUGUCAGCUGUGUUGAAAUAAUUGAGAGAAAUUUUUAGAACGAAAACUACAAUUAAAAAUGUCUUUCGGUGAGAAAAUAGCGUCAAUCAUGGAACGACCUGGUCAGGAUCCAGUGGCCAAAGACGACGUAGCUUGGUGGAUGAAAUAUGCUGGUCGAGGUUUAGGGACUGUUGGUGGUUUAAUUGCCAUACUCCUUGGAGCAUGGUGUUCCGUUGAUAUUCUUUGGGGUGACGUUGCUUCCUUGAUUGCCGGUAUAUGGCAGAUGGUUGCUGGUUUUCUUGUCAUAAUGGUCGAGGCACCCUGCUGCUGUGUUUUUAUUGACUUUGUACAAAAUAUAAGCGAUUUGGCGGACAGAAGACCUUAUUGGAACAGAGCUGCUGUUUACUGUUUAAUCGCACUACCAGCCGUUAUUCUGUCUCAUGGUAUUGACACGAUAUUUGGCAGCGGACUCAUAUUUGGAACUGGAGUUAUAUAUGGUCUGAUGUCCCUUGGGAAGAAGGCUUCGGCAGAUGAAAUGAGAAUGGCAGCAGCUACGGACACGCGAGUAACGUCCUCAAACAUGAGAUCCACACUUGUUGAAAAUGUGCAACCUAUUGGAGUCAGCAUACCACCUGAUAGCAAUGUCUGAUCCUAUUAGUAACAAAUUGGCAUCUAAGUCGAGCGCCUGGAGUGAAUGAUAAUGGUAUCUGAGUUUUGGAGCCCAAAUUAGACUUGUGAUUUCUUCGCAUAGAUCUAUCUUAAGUUUUAAUUUUAAUCCUUGAAAAUUAGUUCACAAUAGAUGUUCGAUAUUAUUGUUAGUUGAGAAGAAUCGACUGUAGGGAAAAAUAUUGAAGAAUUUUUCUUCUCCGGAUGAGUCUCAACUUCCCUUUAUAAUGUUGUGUAUAUUAUGAUCUCUUUUACAUUCUAAAGGUUAACGUUACUCGCAGAAAUGACAGCACUGCAUUCAAUGAUAACAAUCAUUCGAUUUAACACGAGGGACAAGCAGAAUGAUUAUCUUCGCAAGUUAGGGAGAGAUUAUAGAAUGUAAACUAUCAUUAGAAUGCCAAAGUGAUUUUUUUAGCUUAUUUUAUUCAACACAGAUAGUAACUGCUCCAAAACUCGGCUAUUCAAGCAUUAGAUUUUCAAAUCUGUUAGAAUAUUCUGAUAUUACCUAAAUCAGUUGAGUAGGCAAUUGUUUUUUUUUUUCGUUUUUUUCCCCCUUGAAAUGAUCAUCCUGAAUUCAGUAUUGAAAUUCAAUAGUUACUAGAAAAAGUAAAAUUACUUUUAAAAAGUGAGAUGUAUGUCAUCCUAAGAGCAAUUAAAAAGCAUUGUCCUAGCCGUUAAUUGUGUUGAUAAUUAGACACAUCAAUACUGAAUAACGUUUGAUAAUUUCGUAUUGAGGAUUGUCAACGAAAGCUGUGUCUGAUAAUUAAUAAGUAUCAUUCAUUAUCAAUACAUUACGUAUCAUAAUUGGUUCUUUAUAUUUCUCUGUUGAUAAUUGGGGUAUUUCAUUUUGCGAUCUAUUGACGUCCUUCGCUCUUUGAUAAUGAACCUCAAGCGUGUCAAUCUGCCCUGGGCAACCAAAAUUCUUUAUUCUUCUCCGAACUUGCAUCGAAUUCGAAAUUUAUCCUUGCGUCGAGAGUAAUGCGGUCUUUAUCAGUUUAGUUCAGUUUUAGUAGUAAUCGUAAUUUUAUUUAUUAUAAUAAUAAGUCAGAUAUUGUAAUUUUUUUUGUUCCAAAUGAUUCAACAUUUUUAGGAUCAUCAAUUGCUGCUAACGUGAAACCGGUUGUGCUGACGCUUCUGUCGAUAUGUUAUUAUGGGCCUAACUCUGAAACAUUAUGUCAAAGCGAUAGAGACGGAAUUGGUAGAGAUUUUUGGAUAUUGAUGGGUUACUUUCUCCACUGUCAUGUGAGUCAUUAUCUUCCAAUCGCCGUCUUCUAGGUUUUUUAGAUGGAAGUUUUGUCUUACUUUGAUAAACCGAAUUCCAAUAUAAUUUAAAAAUAAGCCACAGUAAUUCUAAUAGGUACCUAGACUGAGAUAAAUUUUGAUGUCUCAAUUAUCAUGGGACGAAAUUUUAUCGAUUAAUAGGCUGAAUGAAAUUCAUUGCUCUGUACUUCCUGGCGGGGGAGAAAAAGAAUAAUUAGCUGCAGGGCAUUAUUUAGGAUAUUCUGGCACAUUCCAAAUAACCCAUGAUCCCUAUUUUGUUCGUUUAAUUUACCCUCAAAUUCUGAAUGUGCCAAUACUAAUAAUAAUUGCUCAUUCUAAUCAUACAUAAUAUUAUUUUUAAUCAUCUAGGUCAAUUUUAUUAUUUACAUUAUGCUUUCGCUAAGAUUUUUUUUUCAACAGAUUUUUCCAAUGCAUUGUUCUGGAAAGUCUUGACUUGCCAAAUUUUUGAAACUCACACUCUCCCUCACACAACUUUGGUAAUAAAAAAAGCUCGUUUUGCUGCUGGGUAUAUGCCAUUAUUUUUGUCCAAAUCUAGGAGUCGUAAGUUUCAUUUUAUUUUCUCAAAUCAUUUAAAUAAUGUAUUUAUUAAGAGUAAAAGACUAAAGGCUAUUUUCGUCAUUACAAAAUAUAAUAUACCCAUAGGCUCGAGUGUCACAAAUAUAAUUCCAGUGAAAACGAGCUGUCAUAUCAACAUAAUCAUCGCGCGUAUAUUUUUUCUGAAUAUUCCCUACCCCUAAAUCUCAUUUUUUUCAAUAGAUUUUCCAAUCAGUUCUAUCAUCAUAAUAAAAAAAUUCAGAUAUUCGAUUAUAGUGAAAUCGUUGUACAUUAUUAAUGAAACGUCAUUCAAACAAAUUAAUAAAAUCAACCGGGAACCAAUUUUGAUAGCUUAAUUUUAACGCGUCAACCAAAUUACUUAUAUAAAUUAUACAUACUAUAUAUACAUACAUAUAUAAAUACAUGUAAUAAUCAUUGUGACUGUAUCAUUUAUUAUUUAUAUUGAUUGGCAAUACUCGCUUUUGGUCAUCGAGCGUACAUAUAGAAGUUGAUGCCUAUCUAAAUUUAUGAAUUGUAUUAUUAAAAAUUACCCGUAUGUCCACACGGGUGAUGUUAAUCAUUAUAGUAACGAAAUAAAAUAACUUUUAAUUGUUGAAGAAAAAGAGAAACAGGAACAGAAAAAAAAAGAAAACAAAAAGACCUAAUUGUUAAAAAGUCAGCGCUAUCAAUUUGUUAGUAUGCAACCAACUAGCACCGUUAUAUAUUAUACCAUGCAUACUGUAAAUAUAUCAAAUUAUGGAUGCAAUCGUUCAAUAACAUGAAUUAACCGAUCAUUCGAGGGGUAUGCCUGUGUUAGAGCCUAGAAAAGCUGGCCAUCAAGGUACUCGAUGUUGAGUAUUUUUGUGAAAGACUAUUUUCAUCGUUAAUGAGAAAAAAUCACAGUGCUGAUUUGAUGAAAAAAUUAAAUAUAAGGCUCAUCGGUCAAUUUGAAAAUGUUUUUACUCCGCCUUAUUCUUGAUCUCAGAUGGUCGACGCUUUCGUUAGAUUGUGAUAGAGACACAUCCCCUAUGACAGUGGUCUGUAAAUUAAAUAAGGGCGUAAAAAUACUGUCCUUUAUCGGUACAAUUAUACCAUUGUGGUGAAUGCCAGAGCUAGUUAAUGAAUAUUAUUAUACAUAAAUGAAUACAUACUGUUACUAUACCUAAAUAUUAAAAAUAGCAUACUAUAAAAAUUAAGCAAAGUUGCAUAGCUAGCUCGUCGCUGCAGGGGUAAUUAUUCAUGUUGCUUCAUGAUAAAUAAAUAUGUAUGUCUGCACGGAG
This is a messenger RNA of Athalia rosae (coleseed sawfly), 3818 nucleotides long. It is a transcript of the gene fwe, whose product is annotated as calcium channel flower. Lineage: Eukaryota; Metazoa; Arthropoda; Insecta; Hymenoptera; Athaliidae. Gene Ontology annotation, biological process: vesicle-mediated transport. The coding region runs from base 137 to 706 and encodes 189 amino acids. Gene Ontology annotation, cellular component: membrane. The record is from RefSeq and is a predicted model, not a curated record. The transcript has 5 exons.